Molecule: messenger RNA, 2946 nt
Organism: Ziziphus jujuba (common jujube)
Lineage: Eukaryota; Viridiplantae; Streptophyta; Magnoliopsida; Rosales; Rhamnaceae
Product: YTH domain-containing protein ECT4
Exons: 9
Coding region: 210-2345 (711 amino acids)
Biological process (GO): mRNA destabilization
Cellular component (GO): cytoplasm
Molecular function (GO): mRNA binding
Source: RefSeq, a predicted model, not a curated record
GGAUGAACAAAACCUCUCUUUCCAAAAACCCAAACCCUUGGCGGCUGUGAGACCCGUUGUUUCACCUCUCCACCUCUCCUUCUCCCUAUCUCUCUCCUAGGGUUUCUCUCUCUUUUCCUGCUAAAACCCCUGUAAUCCAAUUCCGGGAUUUUAGGGUUUAACACAUCCGAAGCCAAAAAUCAGCGAGAGAUCUGUCUACCUAUUCUGUUAUGGCCACCGUCGCUUCUCCUGCGGAUCAAGCUGCGGAUUUGCUGCAGAAGUUGUCUUUAGAUUCUCAAACAAAGACAUUGGAAAUUCCUGAGCCUACCAAGAAGCCAUCUGCUAACCAGUUUGGGUCUGUUGAUUCUGCUAAUGCUGCUAAUGGUCAGAUCCCAUCAUCCGAACGGUCUGUAACCCCUUUGCUACCUGAUUUCAUGGAUCCGUCAGUGUGCUAUGUUCCUAAUGGUUAUCCAUCUACUGCCUAUUACUAUGGAGGCUAUGAAGGCACUGGUAAUGAGUGGGAUGACUACUCUAGAUAUGUAAAUCCAGAUGCAGUGGAGAUGACCUCUGGAGUUUAUGGGGAUAAUGGUUCUCUUAUGUAUCAUCAUGGUUAUGGGUAUGCACACUAUGGUCCAUACUCACCAGCAGCUUCGCCAGUUCCCACUCUGGGAAAUGAUGGUCAACUGUAUGGGCCUCAGCACUACCAGUAUCCUCAUUAUUUCCAGCCACUGACUCCGACCAGUGGGCCAUACACUCCUAGUCCUGCUGCUGCUCCUCAAAGUGAGGUCUCGACCUCUAUUGCUACUGAUCAGAAGCCUCUUCCUGUAGAAACAGCUAAUGGGAAUUCUAAUGGAAUUGUAAAUGGUGGGGGAGUCAAAGGAAAUAAUGGUUCAGCUCCUUUAAAGCCAGCAUUUCAGAACUCAUCUUUUAAUUCUAAUGGUUCAUAUGGAAGGGGUGCUUUGCCAGGUCGUGUUCCAACCACUGGAUAUCAGGACCCAAGAUUUGUUUUUGAUGGUUUACGUUCUCCUAUCCCAUGGUUAGAUGGCCCGCUUUUUUCAGAUGGGCAGCCAAGGCCUGUGACCAGUACAGCAAUUACGUCUUCAAUUUCAAAUGGCAAUAACAUUCCAUCUUCAAGGAAUCAGAAUUACCGUCCAAAUUCUCAAUACAUGGGCUUGCAUCACCCAAGACCAGUAUCUGGCAUGAGUGCAGCUGGGUUCAUAAAUAGAAUGUACCCAAAUAAGCUAUACGGUCAAUAUGGAAACACAGUCAGAUCUGGCAUGGGCUUUGGAUACCAUGGUUACGACUCAAGAACAAGUGGACGUGCGUGGCUUGCUGUUGACAGCAAGUACAAACCAAGGGGACGAAAUGGUGGAUACUAUGGGUAUGGUAAUGAGAACAUGGAUGGUUUGAAUGAACUGAAUAGAGGGCCACGAGCCAAGGGAUCGAAGAACCAGAAGAGUUUUGCACCUACUGCUUUAGCAGUUAAGGGUCAGAAUCUGCCAACAAGUGUUACUAAUGAUGAGGAGAAAGAUAAGGCAAUUGGUGUUCCGGAUCGAGAUCAAUAUAAUAAAGCUGAUUUCCCAGAGGAGUACUCUGAUGCUAAAUUUUUUAUAAUUAAGUCAUACAGUGAGGAUGAUGUUCAUAAGAGCAUCAAGUACAAUGUCUGGGCAAGCACGCCUAAUGGGAACAAGAAGCUUCAUGCAGCAUACCAGGAGGCUCAGGAGAAGUCCAAUGGCUGUCCCAUAUUUCUUUUCUUCUCAGUCAAUACUAGUGGGCAAUUUGUUGGCCUCGCUGAGAUGAUGGGACCGGUUGAUUUUAACAAGAAUGUGGAGUACUGGCAGCAAGACAAGUGGAAUGGUUGCUUCCCUGUUAAGUGGCAUAUUGUUAAAGAUGUUCCCAACAGUUUAUUGAAGCACAUCACUCUUGAGAACAAUGAGAACAAACCCGUGACAAACAGUAGGGACACUCAGGAGGUCAAGUUGGAGCCAGGUCUUAAAAUGAUUAAAAUAUUUAAGGAUCACUCCAGCAAAACAUGUAUUUUGGAUGAUUUUGGAUUUUAUGAGACUCGCCAGAAGACAAUUCAGGAGAAGAAGGCUAAGCAACAGCAGCAAUUUCACAAACAGGAAAAGCAGGUUUGGGAAGGAAAGCCCAUGGAGGAGAAGAAGGAAGUGGCUAAUGUAGAGCUGAACCAAAAGUCGUUGGAUGUUGCUUCAGAAUUGGGCUCUGCGCCAGUUGUUCAUGCUAGCGACAGCUUGAAGCUUUCAGAAAAUGGAUCUGUUAUCACGACUGUUGAUGCCCCGAAGGGUGCUAAGUCAGUUGUGCCAGAGAAGAGGGUUGUGGGAAAUGGGGUUGUAAAUGGUUGCUAGCCUCUGUCUGCUUUGCACAAUGGUGGUCCAUCCUCCGCUAAUUUGGUCUGCCCUUAGAAGUGUCAAGGUUUUGCUGGUUAGGAAUACACUACAUGGCAAAGCUAGGGGCAAGGUCUCUCAAAACGUUUGGACUGCCGUGAUGGGUAUAUGUUGCUUUGCUUGAAGAGUCAAUAAUUCGUUGAGGGGAUAGAAAGUAAAUGUUAUAGAAAUCUGUAUGCAUUUGAAAGCAGGGUAAUGUUCCUCAGAAUCCAAGUUUCACCCCAUUUUUCGUUGGGUCUCUGUUUUUACAGCGUAGCUCCUAACAGGUUUUGGUUGUCUAGAUUUUGGGUUUAGGGUUUCUGGUCUAGUGGCUUUUAUAUCCUUAUUAUGAUUUUAUUUCUUUUUUUUGUUUUUUUGUUUUUUUUUACUUUUUUUUUUAUUAUCUUUUUUCAUUUUUAUAUUCCCCCUAUACUUGUUUGGCUAUUUCCUGUCUUGUAAAUCUAGAUCUACUUCAUUGAGCGGGCAGCUUUGCUUUUGUACUUGUUAAAGAGAGAGCUGGAAGCAAGGUGGGAAAAUAUUACAAUAUAGUCGAGAGUUUUUAAGAAUUUCACCUUUCCUUUCC